UCCCAUGCCGCGCCUGCUGCGCCUCCUCCCUCCGCUCGGCCCCCUCGCCCCACUGUGCCGCAUGUCCUCCACGCGCGCCACGUCCAGCGGCGCCUCGGGCUCCGCGCUCGCCGCGCGCCCGCUCUCGGGGAUCUUCGGCGUCAACAAGCCGUCGGGCCCGACGUCGAUGGCGCUGCUCGAGGACCUCAAGGAGCUGCUGGCGCACUCGAGCCUCUUCCGCAACGCCGACGGCAGCGUGCCGGCGAGCAGCGGCGGCAAGGGCUGGCGCGGCGGCAAGCGCGGCCGCGGCAAGGGCAGAAAGGCUCCCGGCGCGCCGGCGCCGCCCAAGAUCGGCCAGGGCGGCACGCUCGACCCGCUCGCUGACGGCGUGCUUGUCAUCGGUGUCGGUUCGGGCACGAAGCAGCUGCAGCGCUUCCUCGACUGCACCAAGACAUACCGCACGACCGGCCUGCUGGGCACAGCGACGACGUCGUACGACUCACAGGACCCGAUCCUGCUGCGUGCUCCGCACACGCACGUCACCCCUGAGCUGCUGCGCUCCUCCAUCCCGCGCUUCACGGGUCCGCAGCAGCAGCUGCCGCCGCUGUACUCGGCCAUCAAGAUCGACGGCAAGCGGCUCUUUGAGUACGCGCGCGAGGGCCUGCAGCUGCCGCGCCCGAUCCCCGCUCGCAGCGUUGAGGUCAAGGAGCUGGCGCUUGUUGGCUGGCACAAGGCGGGCGAGCACCAGUGGCGCGAGCCGGAGCAGGAGUGCGAUGAGACGGAAAAGGGCCUGGUCGGGCGUGUGCGGCAGCUGGCUGGCCUCGACCCCGCACCCACCGAGGCGCCUCCAUCAGGUGCCACAACAGAUGAGACUGAGCCAGCCGAUGCGCCACCGGCGGCCUUCACGCUCGACAUGACCGUCACGUCGGGCACGUACGUGCGCAGCAUCGUGCACGACCUCGGCGCGGCCGUCGGCAGUGCGGCCCACGUCGUGCGCCUCACGCGCUCGCGGCAGGGAGAGUUCAGCAUCGGCGAGCUCGGUGCCGCUGGCGGCGCUGUGCUGCCGACAGAGGAUGCUCAGCCGGCUGAGAAGGUCGAUGAAAAGGCACCAGCUGCGGCCGCGGACGCAGCGAGCGAAGCACCAGCAUCUGGCGCUGAGACGCCAGUGUCUGGCGCCGAGGCUGCAGUGUCUGCCGGUGACGCGGAAGUACCGAAGGAAGAAGCGGCGGCGGCGGCGGUCACCGGCACCGAGGCGCCGGCGAGCGCACCAGCGACAGUGCCCGACGAGGUGGCGCUGCCGGGCAACUGCAUCGAGUGGAGCGUCUUUGCCGAGGCGCUGGCCGACCUCGAGGCGGACCGCGUCGUGCGCGACGAGAACGGCCUGGCCGAGUGGGAGCGUGUGCUGCUCAGCCGCAUCCAGCCGUGCUAGACACCGCGCUGCUGUACAACAAAAGGAAAAGGACAAGACUCCAUCCACGGGUUUAUGCGUCACAUUCACGAGCGAGCAAAUAGAUGAAGCACACAG
Tilletiopsis washingtonensis is the source of this 1504-nucleotide messenger RNA. Its product is annotated as pseudouridine synthase. Gene Ontology annotation, biological process: mRNA pseudouridine synthesis; tRNA modification. Bases 5 to 1408 code for a protein of 467 amino acids. The transcript has 4 exons. Gene Ontology annotation, molecular function: RNA binding; pseudouridine synthase activity. The record is from RefSeq and is a predicted model, not a curated record. Gene Ontology annotation, cellular component: mitochondrion. NCBI's taxonomy places the organism in Eukaryota, Fungi, Basidiomycota, Exobasidiomycetes, Entylomatales.